Alnus glutinosa is the source of this 3302-nucleotide messenger RNA. RefSeq names its product ubiquitin carboxyl-terminal hydrolase 5. Lineage: Eukaryota; Viridiplantae; Streptophyta; Magnoliopsida; Fagales; Betulaceae. Gene Ontology annotation, molecular function: cysteine-type deubiquitinase activity. The transcript has 14 exons. Bases 193 to 3075 code for a protein of 960 amino acids. Gene Ontology annotation, biological process: protein deubiquitination. The record is from RefSeq and is a predicted model, not a curated record.
CCGGGAUUAAUCAAACGUGAAGCGACCGGCCGUAUAAUGCUCAAUCGAGAGACUUUAGCCGGGUUUUAACUAUUUCUGAAAAACCCCUCCUCCUUGUCUGGUCACGGUAAAGAAAAAUUUUAUCAAUUCCUCAAUCUGAGAUUUCCGGUGGUAAUAUCAGAUCCGAGAAAAAGCGAGAACGUCGAGGGCGCAAUGGCGGAGGUGUCGAUGUGCAGCAGCGCAAGCAGUACGGAGCUGACGCCGGAGGAAGAGAGGAUUAUGAUCCGAGAUAUUGCUUUGGCUGCCGAGGCUAAUAGCAAGGAGGGGGACAACUUUUAUUUAAUUACUCAGAGAUGGUGGCAAAAUUGGAUUGAAUAUGCGAAUCAAGACCAACCAAAUAAUGCUAAUGAUGGAUCUUCCUUGUUAGAACAUGGUGAUUUGGUUGGUUCCAGUUGUCUAAAGAGGCCUGCUGGUAUUGAUAAUUCUGAUUUGAUAUAUGAUUCAGCAUCUGAUGACUCUACUGUGGGCAUUGAGAUUCAUGAUACUCUACUAGAAGGCCGUGACUAUGUAUUGCUUCCACAAGAAGUUUGGAAUCAAUUAUAUUCGUGGUAUGGAGGUGGUCCAACACUGGCACGGAAAGUAAUCAGUUCAGGUCUUUCCCAGACAGAGUUGGCUGUUGAGGUGUACCCUCUGCGCCUCCAGUUACAUGUGAUGCCAAAAGUUGACCGCUCUACUAUUAGAAUAAGCAAGAAGGAAACCAUUGGAGAGCUGCAUAGGAAAGCCUGUGAAAUUUUUGAGCUUAACUUGGAACAACAGGUGUGCAUCUGGGAUUACUAUGCCCGUCGGAAACAUGCUUUGAUGAAUGACAUGGACAAAACGCUUGAUGAUGCCAAUAUACAGAUGGAUCAGGAUAUUCUGGUGGAGGUCCUUAACCAUGUGAAUGGUACUGCACCGGCCGGUUCCAUUAAUUCUGUUCAGGACAAUGGAUCUUCACCGAGGGAAGCUACUUCUUUUCUUAUAGAGCCUUCUAAGUCAAGCUUAUCAAUUGCAGGAGGCUGGUCUGCAAGUAAGGGUACGUCUAGAAGCCACAUUAUGGAGCUGUCACAAAGUCUCAACCUGACUUCUCCAGUUAGAGAGUUGGAUAACACGUAUGGAAUCAGCAGCAUUAGUACAAGGGGUGCUACUGGUGGGUUGACUGGGUUGCUGAACCUUGGGAACACUUGUUUUAUGAACAGUGCAAUACAAUGCCUUGUUCAUACACCGGAGUUUGCUAGAUAUUUUCGGGAAGAUUAUCAUCAAGAGAUCAAUUGGCAAAACCCUUUGGGCAUGGUUGGUGAGCUAGCACUAGCAUUUGGUGAGUUACUUCGAAAGCUAUGGGCACCUGGACGAAUGCCAGUUGCUCCUCGAUCCUUUAAAGCAAAGCUUGCUCGCUUUGCACCUCAAUUUAGUGGCUACAAUCAGCAUGAUUCCCAGGAGCUUUUAGCAUUUCUGCUAGAUGGUCUUCAUGAAGAUCUGAAUCGCGUCAAACACAAACCUUACAUAAAGUCCAGGGAUGCUGAUGGCCGACCUGAUGAAGAAGUUGCAGACGAGUAUUGGGCCAAUCAUAUUGCUCGUAAUGAUUCUAUAAUUGUUGAUGUGUGCCAAGGCCAGUACAAGUCAACAUUGGUUUGUCCAGUGUGCAAUAAAGUUUCCAUCACAUUUGAUCCCUUCAUGUAUCUCUCCUUGCCACUCCAGCUGACCAUUACGCGCUCUAUGACAGUAACAGUUUUCACUUGUGAUGGAAGUGCCCUUCCAUCUGCUUACACUGUCACUGUCCCAAAGCAGGGACGUUGCAGGGACUUAAUCCAGGCACUUAGCAGUGCAUGUUCCUUGAAGCAUAGCGAGAAGCUUUUGCUUGUGGAGAUACGGAACCAUUUGAUUCAGAAGUUUCUAGAAGAUCCUUUAAUAAUGUUGUCCACCAUCAAAGAUGAUGACCACCUUGCUGCCUACAAGAUGCCAAAGCUGGUCAAGAGCACAAAAUAUCUUCAGUUAAUACAUCGCCGUAGAGAGCAGGAAACCAGUGAUGCCCAAACCACGUCAGGAUGGAAGCCUUAUGGAACACCUCUUGUCUCAUCAAUCUCAUGUGACGAUGUAAUUACAAGAGGGGAUAUACAGCUACUGGUUCACAAAAUGGUUUCUCCAAUUGCAAGAACUGAAAGCCUAGGACAAAGUAAUAUUUCUGAUACUAACAUCUCUAUAGCAGCAUCAGACCAGUGCCGUGAUCUCAGUUCUGGUGAAGCAUGUACAGACUCCUCAAUAUCAAAUCCACAAAAUAAGGAUGACACUAAUUCUGAAGCAGUAACAUUACUGAGACUGCCUCUUCAGUUGGUUGAUGAAAGUAAUGCUUGCAUUGACCUGUCAGUGGGAGAGGACAAACCCAUUAGACUAUCCUCAUCAUCAACAUCAAUUCUAGUGUAUGUGGACUGGUCACAGAAGCUUCUAGACAAGUAUGAUACACACUAUCUAGAGAACUUGCCAGAAGUGUUUAAUGGGCCACCUAACAAGAAAGCUCGUACUGAACCUCUCUCCUUGUACACCUGCCUGGAAGCUUUUCUGCGUGAAGAACCACUGGUGCCUGAAGACAUGUGGUACUGUCCCCAGUGCAAAGAGCGGCGACAAGCAAGUAAAAAGCUUGAUCUAUGGAGGCUUCCAGAAGUAUUGGUCAUCCAUUUAAAGAGAUUCUCAUACAGCAGGUCCAUGAAGCAUAAGGAUCUGUUGAAGCUAGAAACCUUUGUCAACUUCCCCAUUCAUGACUUUGACCUAACAACUUAUGUAGCGAACAAAAAUAAUUCCCGGCGUCAGCUCUAUGAACUAUAUGCCCUAACUAACCAUUAUGGUGGCAUGGGUGGUGGGCACUACACUGCGCAUAUCAAGCUUCUAGAUGAGAAUAGGUGGUACAACUUUGAUGACAACCACAUAUCACACAUAAAUGAGGAAGAAGUAAAAACAGGUGCCGCAUACGUCCUCUUUUAUCGGAGGGUGAAGACUGAUGAUGCCUCUGCUAGCAAUGGAGCACAGUCUUGUGCAGGUGACAACAAUGUUAGCUCUCGAAAGUGACCCCCUUUGACACGAACAUUUCUCAAUCAACAGCAGAGAAAUACCCAGAUCCCUAGGCAUGUUAUAAAUUGAGCAUGAAGAAAACUAGAAAACUAGCCCUUUGGCGGAUCUGAAGAUGAUUUAAUGGGUUCAUGGCCGCAAGGGCUGCUCAAGGAGUUGUGCAGAAAAUGACGCAUUGUACGUGGACCCUUUUAUUUCAAUUUCGCAAGGCUAGUUUGAGGGUGGAA